Messenger RNA from Myotis brandtii (Brandt's bat), 1065 nucleotides. RefSeq names its product IMP3, U3 small nucleolar ribonucleoprotein (gene IMP3). Gene Ontology annotation, molecular function: structural constituent of ribosome; rRNA binding; snoRNA binding. NCBI's taxonomy places the organism in Eukaryota, Metazoa, Chordata, Mammalia, Chiroptera, Vespertilionidae. The transcript has 2 exons. Gene Ontology annotation, cellular component: small-subunit processome; small ribosomal subunit; Mpp10 complex. The record is from RefSeq and is a predicted model, not a curated record. Gene Ontology annotation, biological process: rRNA processing.
GGCAGCCGGGUCUUCUCGCGCCAAGGCGGAAGUCGCACGGAAGCCGGAACUCACUCUCAGCCUGGGGUCCUAGGGAGCUGGCAUCCGCCAUCAUGGUGAGGAAGCUUAAGUUCCACGAGCAGAAGCUGUUGAAACAGGUGGACUUCCUGAACUGGGAGGUCACUGAUCACAACCUGCACGAACUGCGCGUGUUGCAGCGGCACGAGGACUACACGCGCUACAAUCAGUUGAGCUGAUCUGUGCGGGAGCUGGUGCGACGCCUGGGCGACCUGCCUGAGUGUGACCCGUUUUGCGUCCGCGCCUCGGCUGCGCUGCUGGACAAGCUGUAUCGCCUGCCCACCGUGCUCCUUAAACUGCGCAUGGCACAGCACCUCCAGGCCGCCGUGGCCUUCCUGGAGCAGGGCCACGUGCGCAUGGGCCCCGACGUGGUCACCGACCCCGCCUUCCUUGUCACACGCAGCAUGGAGGACUUCGUCACCUGGGUUGACUCGUCCAAGAUCAAACGACACGUCCUGGAGUACAAUGAGGAGCGCGAUGACUUCGAUCUGGAAGCCUAGCUGUCUUUCCUCCCCACCCUGUCACCAGUGCUGCAUUUUAUAGAUGGGGAAGCUGAGACCGGAUGCUGGAGAUUCUGUGAAUGCGCUUUCCCAAGAAUGUGUCAACCAAUCGUCGUUCCUUAAGAACUUGGCUCCUUAGCUGCUGGCCAUGCUUACAACCAAAGGGUACACCCCUGUUUUCUGAAAAUUUUCUUAGCCCUUGGACUAUUGAUAAAUGGCUGCCUUGAAACAGUGGGAAGCGGUUUUGUGCUGCGCUAGGAAUUGUUAGAUUCUUGUACUUUUAAUAUUGUAGUGUGAAAGCAAGAACUUUGCGCCCACCCCCGCUUUCCCCUUAUUAUCUCAUAGCAGGACAGUUAAUUUAACUCGAAUUCUUGCUCCUGGUGAUUAACUUGUGUACGACCAUGGAGAAUUUGGUUUUAAGUUUUCAUAAAAUGGGGUGAGAGUUUAGUGUUUAAAGGAAUGCUUUUUUAAUGCCAAUAAAUAAUUCAACUGCUUUGUAAGUGCAAAA